AUGUUGAGGACCCGUAUUGCUGUCGCCUCCCGUGCCUUUGCUCGAGGCUAUGCCACCGCCAAACCCCCUCAUGCACUCGUAUUUCUAGAGCACAGAGCAGGGGUCAUUGACUCUGGCUCAUUGUCAGCUUUAACGGCGGCUCAGCAGCUCGGGGGUGAGCUUACCGGCUUGGUCCUUGGUGCUCCGGAUGAAGUGAAGGCUGUCGCGGAGGAGGCGCAAAAGCUUAAAGGUGUCAAUACUAUCUUGCACUCUGCAUCUCCUCAGUACGCUACUCCCUUGCCCGAGGUUGUGACCCCGUUGCUGGAGAAACUUCUCUCGGAUUCAUCCCCCUUCACCCACCUUGUGUCUGCUCACUCGUCGUCCGCGAAAUCAAUACUGCCUCGCGUUGCCGCCAGGCUCGAUGUCCCGGCCGUGUCCGACAUAACUAGCGUCCAAUACGAUGCACCUUCUGGCGAAACUACCUUCGUUCGUCCCAUAUACGCAGGGAACGCCAUAUCUACUGUCGUAGCAUCAUCCGACAUACCACUCAAAGUUUUCACUGUUCGGUCAACUGCCUUCGCAGCCGCCGUUCCUGCAGAUGCCAAAGCUGAGCUCAAGCUCGUAGAUCCGGUCGAAAUCAACGACGUUUCGACAACGCACAUCAAGACGUCUCUUACAAAGUCAGACCGACCUGAGCUUGGUGUCGCCAGCCGAAUCGUGUCCGGCGGACGGGCAUUAAAGAACGCUGAGACCUUCGAAAAGACGCUGUAUCCCCUCGCAGACGUUCUGGGUGCGGCUGUCGGUGCAUCACGCGCAGCUGUAGAUGCAGGCUACGCAGACAACUCCCUCCAAGUCGGCCAGACAGGGAAGGUGGUUGCACCUGAACUAUACAUAGCUGUCGGUAUCUCUGGAGCCAUACAGCACUUGGCUGGCAUGAAAGACUCGAAGAUGAUCGUCGCAAUCAAUAAGGAUGCAGAUGCCCCCAUUUUCCAAGUCGCGGAUGCUGGCCUCGUAGCAGAUUUGUUUGAGGCAGUCCCGGAACUUACCGAAAAGCUCAAAUCUGCAUGCAGUCCUUGA
Pleurotus ostreatus (oyster mushroom) is the source of this 1056-nucleotide messenger RNA. RefSeq names its product Electron transfer flavoprotein alpha-subunit (gene ETF1). Gene Ontology annotation, molecular function: flavin adenine dinucleotide binding; electron transfer activity. The record is from RefSeq and is a predicted model, not a curated record. The transcript has 3 exons. The coding region runs from base 1 to 1056 and encodes 351 amino acids. Lineage: Eukaryota; Fungi; Basidiomycota; Agaricomycetes; Agaricales; Pleurotaceae. Gene Ontology annotation, cellular component: mitochondrion.